Molecule: messenger RNA, 958 nt
Organism: Cantharellus anzutake
Lineage: Eukaryota; Fungi; Basidiomycota; Agaricomycetes; Cantharellales; Hydnaceae
Exons: 3
Coding region: 103-609 (168 amino acids)
Biological process (GO): proteasome assembly
Source: RefSeq, a predicted model, not a curated record
GAUGCAAACGAAACUGGAAUUGGCAUGGGUUGGCUACGACCGAUACUUAAAGCGCUCUAGUUCUGGCUACACGAGUUUAUUUAGAGAGGAACAAAGCAAACGAUGAAGCCAAUAUCGAAGCUGGAAGUUGAAGUCGAGGAUGUUCAGACAGAAAUACUGAUGCAAUCCUUCUCCGAUCGGGUAUUUAUACUAGUGACUCAACUGGGGAAAGUUGGAUGUUUGAUCCAAGCCGCUAUCCCACAAAGCGUUCAACUUUCUCAUCCCCCUGCUUCCACAUCCACAUCUACAGGAUCCGACGGACACGAACCCGAAAACGAACAACACAACUUGCUGAUCCCAACACCCCCACCUUCGAUCGCACUUACACCUCUCUUCGGACAACCCCCCUCCCCAAAGCUCCACACAUAUUACAGCCUCCUCGCAUCUCAAUUAUCGACGCUCGUUUGGUUUUCAGAAGAGGCAGGCGGAUCCGUUAGUCACAGACGACCCGUCAUAGUUGGGAUCGCUCUAAAACGGAGAGAGGGAGAUGACACUCUUGAUGAAUCUCCUGGAAAUGAUCGUGAUGGCAAUAAUGGGAUCGUAAAUGCUGUUCAAUCGUUGCUGAAUUAGAAACAUAGGGGCGACCUCGGCUAGCCUUGGCGGCAUUUAGCAUAUUGGUGUGUUUGCGUAAAUUCGAUGGGAUGGAACAUUGGGUCUAGACAUCCGCGAGGAAUAUCUGACGCGACCUCGGUAAGGCACCGGAUGUCCGUCGUACACCCGCUAGGUACGGGGCUCAAACGUCCAUUCAUGCCGUGAUCAGCGUUAAAUACAAUCAGGGGAACCACUUCACACGAAGUUCUUUCUGCCGACCUCUUGAUAUGUAAAACUGUGCACCCUGCAAGUGCACAUCUCAGUGCUUUCACGAAUAGUGAGCGAACAAGUUGUACGAAUGUAAAUCCUCUUCAAGUUAAUGAAAUCG